Rasamsonia emersonii CBS 393.64 is the source of this 1533-nucleotide messenger RNA. Its product is annotated as C6 transcription factor (AflR). The record is from RefSeq and is a predicted model, not a curated record. Gene Ontology annotation, biological process: aflatoxin biosynthetic process; regulation of DNA-templated transcription. Lineage: Eukaryota; Fungi; Ascomycota; Eurotiomycetes; Eurotiales; Trichocomaceae. The transcript has 2 exons. Gene Ontology annotation, cellular component: nucleus. Gene Ontology annotation, molecular function: DNA binding; DNA-binding transcription factor activity, RNA polymerase II-specific; zinc ion binding. The coding region runs from base 1 to 1533 and encodes 510 amino acids.
AUGACUGCCCAAAGGUCCGCUAGCGCCGCAGAACCGGUUAGUAAUAAUAGGGAGAAAAAAGAGAGAGGGGAGAUAGUAGGGGUAGGAACGUGGGCAGACCCAAGGCGGGCUGAUGUUUGGAUUUUUGAUCUAACCAAUGAGGAUGCGCCAUUAAUACACGCUAUAUCUAGGCUUAAUGGAGGCCCCGAACUACUCACAGGUCCAGCACUAGCACGCCGGUCGACGGUUCGGGCGGCUCCCAAGCUGCGAGACAGUUGCCAUGCCUGUUCGGCUUCCAAGGUCAAGUGUAACAAGGAGAAACCGACAUGCGCCCGUUGCGCAAAACGUGGCCUGGCGUGCGAGUACCUUGUCACCAAACGCGCUGGCCGUAAGCACAACACUCGGCCAAGCGAGACGACAAACGUGACCCAGGCGUUGCCAGAGUCCACCUGGUCCGCCUCCUCGGGGACGGGUCUUUUGACAUCGCCCACCCUCAUCCAGCCUUCUCCCAGGCAGCAUACGUCUGAGUAUCCAGACAUCUUGCCGAAUCUUCUCUCACCGGUGGAUCCUUCUUCGUCGUCUACGCUCACAACCUUAAGCACCAAUCUCGACGACUUUUUUGCCUCGCCGAUAUCCUUUCCUGUGUUAGAAACGUCCGACCACGACGUCCUGGCUCAGUCCCACAUCUCUUCCAGAGGCGUCAACAACGGCCUGGAUUCUAACGAUGGCGCCGCUCUUCUCCCACCUGAGGAUGCGUUUUCGGUCCUCGACGAAGCAGUCGCAGAACUCUCCACCCUAUCCAAGCCACGCUCCCCUCCGAACAGUCGCGCUUCCACCACCACCAGCGAUGCGCCGAGUUUCCAGGGCUGCCGCUCGGAGUCGCCGUGUUCCUGCCUGAUCCGUGCGCUCGGCCUUCUCAAGCAGCUCUCCCCAAACACUUCGACCGCCUGCACGCGUUCGAAGAGGCAGGGCUAUGAGAAUGCCACAUGCCAGCUCCCCACAAUCCAAUCCGUUGUGGCGGAGAAUGAGCAGACCAUCGAAGCAAUCAGCAAUAUGCUGCAGUGUCCGUGCUCGCAGGACGGCUAUUUGCUCGCCAUCAUGUCUCUCAUCGUCUUCAAAGUCUUGGACUGGUACUCAGCCGCGGCACGGGAGACGCCAGUGACGGAUGAUAGCCAGACUCCAAGCCAGUCUCACCCGGUCCACCGGCGACAUUCUUUAUGCCAUUCCGAGAAGGUGCUACAAUCUCCCACUGUCGUGGGCAGCUAUUGCAUUGAUGGCGAGGACCAAGGCCGCAUGGCAGCUCAGCUGGUCCUCAGCGAACUCCAUCGCGUGCAGCGGUUGAUCAACCUGCUGUCAAAGCGACUCAAAGGCCACGGAACAUGCAAUGGCGCGGUGGUCACAUCUAACACUGCCGCUGAUGGUCAAGAUACACUUUCCGACGGAGAGAGCACUUUGCCUUUCUCCGCCACAAUGUUGGAUCAACUUGAGGCGGAUCUUCGCAAGCGUCUUCGUGCUUUAUCGUCGGAGAUUGUCGAUAUGCUGCGGCGAGGGUAA